This is a messenger RNA of Penicillium brevicompactum, 768 nucleotides long. RefSeq names its product E3 ubiquitin-protein ligase MARCH. The transcript has 2 exons. NCBI's taxonomy places the organism in Eukaryota, Fungi, Ascomycota, Eurotiomycetes, Eurotiales, Aspergillaceae. The coding region runs from base 1 to 768 and encodes 255 amino acids. Gene Ontology annotation, molecular function: zinc ion binding. The record is from RefSeq and is a predicted model, not a curated record.
AUGGAGGAGGACACUCAGCAUUACCCUCCCCGGGUCUGUCGCAUCUGUCUGGAAUCCGUGCUGCCUACCUUCCAAUCCUCAGAAUUCCUUCAAAAACCUCGAGUGGUUUAUGAAUCCUCGGAUCCAGAAUCUGGCCGUCUCCUCAGUCCUUGCCAAUGCAAAGGCUCCUCGCGUUAUGUCCACGAGGGCUGCCUGCAAGCUUGGCGUCACGCCGACCCGAAGUACGGGACGCGGAAUUUCUGGCAAUGUCCCACUUGCGGUUUUCAGUAUCGCCUCGAGCGUUUGACCUGGGCUCGAUGGAUCAGUAGUACCACGACACAACUAAUUCUCACAAUCGCCAUUCUCAUGUUAACCGUCUUCCUCCUUGGAUUCAUUGCUGACCCCAUCAUUGAUUUUUACCUUGGCCCCGUGGAAGUUUACACCGAACUGGUCGAGGAAGAUGCGUCUUGGCUAGAGCACUUCCUCAAAGGCUUGGCAUCUCUUGGCCUCUUGUCUGUACUCAAGGCAGUCUUUGCGUUGUCACCUUUCCCAUGGAACAUGCGGUCCCUUGCCUCGGGGCGAAACUCGGGACGCAACCGCGCCGCCCAGUUGAACUGGCUGGUCAUCUUGGUCGGCGUUGGUACUUUUCUAUGGGCUGUCUACAAAGGUGUCCGCUCCUGGAGUAGGCGUACUCUAGAAAAAGCCGGCGAGAAGGUCAUGGAUGUGCCAUUGCCGGAUGAGGACAUGGAAAGUGAACCAGCGCCCAACGAUAAUUCUAAGCAAGACUGA